AAUGGACUGCUGAACUGGGAAUUACCGCAGACUCAACAGUAUAGCACAGCUCGUUGCUUCGUCUAUUACUAGUUAUUUAAAUUGGACUUUUAAUAUCCUGCCAGCUGCUGUUCACACACACAUGGUGCAUUGUUGCCAUUCUCAGAAUUGCAUCUUUGAAACUCAGACCCUCAGUAACCUUCAUCGAACAAAGAGGCAACCUCCUGCGUAUGUUUAUAGAGGGAUUUUUCGGACCUACUGCCCUCUAGUUUUCUUGCUGGUGCUGCAUUUCUAAGACGGUAUGGAGCCCAGUAUGGAGUACUGCUUAGCACAGGUGCUGCAGAAGGAUGUUGGGAAGAGACUUCAGGUUGGCCAGGAACUGAUAGAUUACUUCUCAGAUAAACAGAAGUCAUCUGAUCUUGAACAUGAUCAGACUAUGCUGGAUAAAAUGGUUGAUGGAUUGGCCACUUCCUGGGUAAAUUCCAGCAAUUACAAGGUGGUUCUCCUGGGGAUUGACAUAAUUUCUGCGCUCGUGUCCCGCUUGCAAGAUCGCUUCAAGGCUCAGAUUGGCACAGUGCUGCCAAGUUUACUUGAUAGGCUGGGAGACUCUAAGGACUCGGUGAGGGAGCAGGAUCAAGCCUUGCUGCUAAAAAUCAUGGAACAAGCUGCUAACCCUCAGUAUGUGUGGGACAGGAUGCUAGGAGGAUUCAAACACAAGAAUUUCCGGACGAGAGAAGGGAUUUGCCUCUGCCUUAUUGCAACACUCAAUGCAUCUGGAGCCCAGAGUUUAACAUUGAGUAAGAUAGUGCCACAUAUAUGUAACUUACUUGGAGAUCCAAACAGCCAGGUUCGAGAUGCAGCAAUAAACAGUCUUGUGGAAAUUUAUAGACACGUUGGUGAACGUGUAAGGGCUGAUCUCAGUAAAAAAGGACUACCCCAGUCUCGAUUGAAUGUAAUUUUUACAAAAUUCGAUGAAGUCCAAAAAUCUGGAAACAUGAUCCAGAGCACAAGUGAUAAAAUUUUUGAUGAUGAAGACUCCGUGGAUGGGAACAGACCUUCCUCAGCCAGCUCCUCUACAUCUUCAAAGGCCCCUGCAAACUCACGCAGAGUUGGGAUGGGGACUACCCGCAGACUUGGGUCUGCAGCUCUGGGCUCCAAGUCUUCAACAGCCAAAGAGGGAGCAGGUGCUGUGGAUGAAGAAGACUUCAUUAAGGCAUUUGAAGAUGUCCCAACAGUUCAGAUUUAUUCCAGCCGGGAUCUUGAGGAAUCCAUGAACAAAAUCAAAGAGAUACUAUCAGAUGAUAAGCAUGACUGGGAACAGAGAGUUUCUGCGUUGAAAAAGAUCCGCUCCUUACUUUUGGCUGGAGCUGCAGAAUAUGAUAACUUCUUCCAACACUUAAGACUUUUGGAUGGAGCGUUUAAAUUAUCCGCUAAAGACCUGCGGUCUCAAGUAGUGCGCGAGGCUUGUAUAACAUUGGGACAUUUGUCAUCAGUUCUGGGAAACAAGUUUGACCAUGUGGCAGAAGCCAUCAUGCCAACAAUUUUUAAUCUUAUUCCGAAUAGUGCCAAAGUCAUGGCCACUUCUGGUGUUGUAGCAGUUAGAUUAAUCAUUCGACAUACGCACAUCCCUCGACUAAUACCCAUCAUAACCAGUAAUUGUACCUCCAAAUCUGUUGCAGUUAGAAGGCGCUGCUUUGAAUUUUUAGACUUGCUGUUGCAGGAGUGGCAAACACACUCCCUAGAAAGACAUAUAUCAGUGUUAGCUGAAACAAUAAAGAAGGGAAUUCACGAUGCAGACUCUGAAGCCAGGAUAGAGGCAAGAAAGUGUUAUUGGGGUUUCCACAGUCACUUCAGCAGAGAGGCAGAGCAUUUGUACCACACUUUGGAGUCUUCCUACCAGAAAGCCCUGCAGUCACAUUUGAAGAACUCUGACAGCAUCGUGUCCUUGCCACAGUCAGAUCGCUCCUCCUCCAGCUCCCAGGAGAGUCUCAACCGUCCAUUGUCUGCCAAAAGAAGUCCUACUGGAAGUACUACAUCUAGAGCAUCUACAGUAAGUACAAAAUCUGUGUCAACACCAGGAUCUCUGCAGCGAUCCCGCAGUGACGUCGAUGUGAAUGCAGCAGCUAGUGCCAAGUCAAAAGUGACGUCUUCUGGAGCAUCUACCCCCUUCAGUUCUGCUGCAGCCUUGCCCCCAGGCUCAUACGCAUCACUAGAUGGUACUACCACUAAAGCCGAGGGUCGGAUUCGUACAAGGAGACAGAGCUCUGGCAGUGCCACAAGUGUUACCUCGAUGCCUGCUGAUACCCGAGGCCGCAGCCGGGCUAAAGUGGUUUCCCAGUCCCAGCGAUCCAGAUCAGCUAAUCCUGCUGGUGCUGGUAGCCGGUCUAGUUCUCCUGGUAAGCUGUUAGGAAGCGCCUAUGGUGGCCUGAGCGGUGGAGCAUCCAGAGUCCAGCCAAUGCCAUCAUCUUCAGAGAAGCGCAGCAAGAUCCCUCGAAGCCAGGGAUGCAGUCGAGAGACGAGUCCCAACAGAAUAGGACUAGCACGGAGCAGUCGUAUCCCCCGACCCAGCAUGAGUCAGGGGUGCAGCCGUGAUACCAGCCGUGAGAGCAGUCGAGAUACAAGCCCUGCUCGGGGCUUUCCUCCACUUGCUUCUCGACGUCAUUCCAGGUCCACUAGUGCUCUCUCCACUGCUGAUUCUGUUGGGCAGUCAGACCGGUUUGGACUCGGACAGCCAGGCAGGAUGCCUGCUUCCGUGAAUGCCAUGAGAGUCUUGAGCACAAGCACAGAUCUGGAGGCUGCUGUGGCUGAUGCACUGCUGUUAGGAGACUCCAGGAGCAAGAAAAAGCCUGUGAGAAGAAGAUAUGAACCCUAUGGGAUGUACUCUGAUGACGAUGCUAACAGUGAUGCAUCAAGCGCUUGCUCGGAGCGCUCCUAUGGUUCCAGGAAUGGGGGCAUUCCACAUUACCUGCGGCAGACUGAAGAUGUGGCCGAGGUCCUGAACCACUGUGCCAGCUCCAACUGGUCUGAAAGGAAAGAGGGGCUCAUAGGUCUUCAGAACUUACUGAAAAGCCAACGGACACUGAGCCGAGUCGAGUUAAAAAGGCUGUGUGAAAUAUUUACUCGCAUGUUUGCUGACCCUCACAGCAAGGUCUUCAGCAUGUUUCUGGAAACCUUGGUUGAUUUCAUCAUCAUUCAUAAAGAUGACUUGCAGGAUUGGCUUUUUGUUCUCCUCACCCAGUUGCUGAAGAAAAUGGGAGCGGAUUUGCUGGGGUCUGUGCAGGCAAAGGUUCAAAAAGCUCUGGAUGUCACCAGAGAUUCUUUUCCAUUUGAUCAACAAUUUAACAUUUUGAUGAGGUUUAUUGUAGAUCAGACCCAAACACCAAACCUGAAGGUGAAAGUUGCUAUCCUGAAAUAUAUUGAAUCCUUGGCAAGACAGAUGGAUCCAACAGACUUCGUGAACUCCAGCGAGACUCGACUUGCCGUAUCUAGAAUUAUAACUUGGACAACAGAACCAAAGAGCUCAGAUGUGAGAAAGACCAUGCAUAGUUGGGUGGGUGAGGAUUUGCCAGCUAGGACAACUACAGCUUCCUCAGGGCCCGGUGAAGGAAACUUGGAAGAGAAAUGUAAACAGGCGGCACAAAUAGUCCUGAUUUCUCUCUUCGAAUUGAACACUCCUGAGUUUACCAUGUUACUUGGUGCCUUGCCAAAAACAUUCCAGGAUGGUGCUACCAAGCUUCUGCACAACCACCUCAAGAACUCCAGUAACACCAGUGUGGGCUCUCCCAGCAAUACCCUUGGUCGGACUCCUUCCCGACACUCCAGCAGCAGAACCAGCCCCUUAACUUCACCUACCAACUGCUCCCAUGGUGGACUGUCUCCAAGUCGGUUCUGGGGUUGGAGUGCAGAUGGGCUGUCGAAGCACCCCCCUCCCCUUUCUCAGCCUAACUCCAUCCCCACUGCUCCUUCCCACAAGACUUUCAGACGCUCUUACUCUCCCAGUAUGCUGGAUUAUGACACGGAGAACCUAAAUUCUGAUGAAAUCUACAGCUCUCUUCGUGGAGUCACAGAAGCGAUUGAAAAAUUUAGUUUCCGUAGUCAAGAGGACCUCAAUGAGCCAAUCAAACGUGAUGUAAAGAAAGACUGUGACAUUGUGUCUCGAGAUGGUGGCCUUGCUGUGCCUACCGGCGAUGUCCGUGGAAGCAGUGACAUCGUGGAAGGAGGAAGGAUGGCUCUAGAUAACAAAACCUCCCUACUUAACACCCAGCCUCCCCGCACCUUUUCAGGGCCACGUGGUCGAGAGUAUAAUCCCUACCCAUAUGUUGACACAAUUAACACUUAUGACAAGACUGCCUUGAAGGAAGCAGUGUUCGAUGAUGACAUGGAUCAGCUUCGGGAUGAAGUACCCAUUGACCAUUCAGAUUUGGUGGCUGAUCUUCUGAAAGAGCUCUCCAACCACAACGAGCGGGUGGAGGAGCGGAAAGGAGCUCUCCUGGAACUGCUGAAGAUCACAAGAGAAGACAAUCUUGGAGUUUGGGAGGAACAUUUCAAAACCAUUCUGCUCUUGCUGCUGGAAACACUUGGAGACAAAGAUCAUUCAAUAAGAGCUCUGGCACUGCGAGUCCUGAGAGAGAUCUUACGGAACCAGCCAGCAAGGUUUAAGAACUAUGCAGAGUUGACCAUCAUGAAGACAUUGGAAGCACAUAAAGAUUCUCACAAGGAGGUUGUCAGAGCUGCUGAAGAAGCUGCUUCCACCCUGGCAAGUUCCAUCCACCCUGAGCAGUGCAUCAAGGUGCUUUGCCCCAUCAUUCAGACUGCAGAUUAUCCAAUUAACUUAGCUGCCAUCAAAAUGCAGACGAAAGUCAUCGAGAGGAUUUCCAAGGAAUCAUUACAUCAGCUCCUUCCCGAUAUCAUUCCUGGGUUGUUACAGGGUUAUGAUAAUACCGAGAGCAGCGUCCGUAAAGCUAGCGUAUUUUGCCUAGUGGCAAUUUAUUCAGUAAUUGGAGAAGAACUGAAACCUCAUCUCGCACAGCUCACAGGAAGCAAGAUGAAGCUACUGAACUUGUACAUAAAGAGGGCCCAGACCACCAACAGCAACAGCAGUUCCUCUUCAGAUGUUUCAACGCACAGUUAAUGGAGAUAUGUGGACAUAUGUGUAGACUUAGAAGCAAUCAACGGUGCCUCUCAGAGACCUUUCUGCUACUCUUCACUGGCGCGCUCCAUCAGCUCAAGGAGGCCAUGCAGAUAUUUAUUGCAAUCAGUAUUUUAGUCCCUUAAAAGCUUUUGUGUAGAAUCUUACUGGUAUUGAAUGUAAAGGAAGCAAGGUCUGUGUCGCAGUCUUCAUUAAAAGUGAACAACAGAAAGCCAUACUUAAACGUAUUUGUAUAGCCUGCUGAAAUCUUGGAAAUAUGUUUAAGUUAGCAUUCAAAACUGAGUCCAAGAACCUGGACAUGCGUAAAGCUCAAACAAAUCUUGUUGGUUUAGUUAAUACCCAGUUUUGGUUUCUGUGUGCUAGUUACCUGCUCUCUCCGUGUGGCCACAGCCAUUCUGGCUAGGUUCUCCUCUUCUUACAAGUCUUGUUGUCCUGUUUUAUACUCCCUGUUGCAGCUUGCCUAACGUGCAGGGCUCUCUAGGGAGAUCUUUGCAGAUGUGGCUGUGAUUCCAGCCUCGGAUGCUUUAAUACUGAGAGAUAGCAAGUGAGUAAUGAAAAAGUAGGUUGUUUUUAAACACCUGAGUUUUUGUACAUAGUGCUUCUGACAGGCCUCUGAUGGGCUGAUCCCUCUGUAACUGCUUUUCAGCCAGCUGUGCAGUGGAAAACAGCUGGAUUUUUGCUUCUUUCAUUGACUUUGUAAAUACUUCUCCCCUCUCAACACAUUCGGCUCUUUCAUACGCUCAAAAGACUCUCCAGGUUAGUUGUUAUUUCCCAAAGGGAAUCUCCUGAGACCCAAUUCUGGGACUGAUGCCUGCGAUGGGACACUGGAGUUGGGUGGGUGGGUGUUGAAUUAGGCUCAGAGUGUAUCCAUAGGUGGGCAUUGGGAGCUGGCAGGGCUGUAUCUCAGUGCUGCCCUGGGAGACUAGCUGAUUUUUCCUUGAAGUCUGUAGCAUCUGAAGGGCUGAGCUUUGACCUGACCCGCUAGUGUUUUGUCCCCACAAUUCCUUUGUGCUUUGGGAAAAAUGUUCAUCCCAGAGGACAGAAAGGACAUUUGAAACUGACCCCAUGGAAGCACCUGCGGAGCCAUCUGGGAGAGUUCUGGUUGCCUGCCACAGCCCCUUCUGUGCCUGAAGAGCCUGCAGUGCUGUUAGCUGCCUUUAGAAACCUCCUCCUUCCUGGCCGGUCCCACGCACAGCCCCGCUGGGAGCUCUGCAUUUUGGAGGGGUGCAGAGGGCUCUCUCUGCGCAUUGCUGUCAGCAGGACGCUCUGGGUGAGCGUGCAGCAGGGCAGAUCAGGUGAAAGACCAAGUCAGAGCUGAACCAGCAGCAGUCAAAUACCGCACAGCACUGCCCUUCCGCAAAGGAACACCCUCGUGUUUGCAGAGGGUGAGCUAGCCCUUCUUCUGCCUGUAAUCAGGGGAAGCAGGACGAUGCUAGUGGUGUGUUUGACCCUGGGCUGGAUCCUUGCUGAAGGGCUUGCCCACCCCAAACAUGUGAUGGAUCAGAACUGAGUUUUUCUUCCAGUGCCAGUGAUUUAAGAGGAUGGUGGGCCUGCAGCUGUGGUGUUGGAUGUGUGCUCUCUAGUUGCUCUCAGUGCCUGGAUCUCUUUCCAGCUCCCUCCAUUUCCCCUCUGGGGAGCUGAAGGGACAUCUUGGUAGCCUACUGAGAACAUGAGUUUCCGGUAUGGCAGCAGGGGAGUGCAGCGGGGAGGUUAAAUCCCUGGUGUCCUCCCUUUCCGUCAGUUCAUCCUGGUGUGUCUCAGCCCUGGCCUGAGCAUUUGUGCUGGGAGGUAAUGCUUGGUGCCAGCUCCCCUCCCAGUCCCCAGCUCGGGAGGGGUUGGUGGGAAUUGUGCAGAACUGUGUGGCAAAGCUUGUCAGUUCCUUUCUCUGCUGACAUGAGAGCGGAGGAGGUGACCUGCUCCUCAGUUUGUCAAGAUACGUCCAGGCAUUUGCUGGCAGUGCUUGUUUCCUCAUCUUUUCCAAUGAGCAAUGCGUGGCAGGAGAAACCACACGAUCCUGGUGGGUAGGAUUACUGGAUUCCCCCAGGCUCUUUCUACAGGCUCAGAAAAGCCAUCCUUGCUAGAGGGAGAAUUGGCUGCUUCGUGGUUGGUGUCUCCCUUUCUGUGGACCAUUCCUUUUCAACAUCUUUCAGUAUGCUUGUUAGAAUAUUCUUUUUUAGAUUUUGAAUGAUUCAAACGUGAAUUUAUUUUCCCUUUUGAGGAAAUAUUGAGCCAACUUGUUGGCAGCAGUUAGCUGUCUUGUUUGAAUUUUUAGUAGUGGGUUUGGGGUUUUUUUUUGGUUAUUUUUUUUUAAUUUGUACUUUUAACUGCUUAGUAUUUAUGCCUCUCUUUCUCCCCAUCUCAGUUCAGUAUCUUCUGUUCCAAUUCUGGGGUUCAGAAGUCAGCAUAGCUGACCCAAUGGCCUGCAGUCCUUCCCAGCUGGGUUGGAGCUUGGUCCAUCACUGUUUGCUGUUUAUUUUUUAAGUUUUUUUUUUAAUGGCACACUGUAGCAAGCCUCCAGGAAUCGAAUUCCUUCUCCAAUGAUUUUAUAUAUUUUUUGAAAUCCUGUUAGUAUGCACUGAGAGUGAACACACUGUAACGUCCCUGAACUGACCCUGGCACGUGCGCUGACACUACAGCAGGAGUUAACAGCUCGUCCUUAAGGACGGGUGCAACUCCAGCAACGAGCAUGUUUUCCAGUACUAUUGGCACACUUGGGGCUGCAAAUGGUAGAACCAGGCCUUACUUUCUGAAUCAGAUUUGGUUCUGUUUGUCAACAGAUGCUCAUUAAUGUGCUACUUAAUUUCUCUACGUGAGUCAGUCGAGGACUGUUCAUCCUUUGAGUACUCUAGAAGUGUGUUAUACCUGUAUACAGUAGAGAGCAUUCUGCUUAGGUAUUUAUAAAUCAUUGCGUAUAAUGUACAUAGUAAGGUUGUCUAGUAUGUUGAACAUGAACCAGGGUUGUUUUUGUGUUCCUUUGAAGUACUCAAAGGGCUAGCUCUGAAUGUCACCUCUCUGAUCUCCAGUGUUCUGACUUCAACAAGCUGUACAAUCAUUUUGGUUUUCUCUUCAGCAAGCAUAAAGGUCUCUUUGGCUACAAAUCACAGUGUCCACACACACUUGCAGAGAAAGAUCUGCAUGCUGGCAGUGCCUCACCGCACCGGUGAAGCUUGUGUUCAUGUUCUCCCGGCAGUAGCCACCUACUGCAGCUGCCUUUUUUUUUUUCUUGCUGCCCAUUAUGCAGGGCUUCAAUUUUUCGUACCAUAAAAAAAAAAAAAAAAAAAAAAAAGGAGAAAAAAAAAAAAGUGAAUUUCAUUUGCCCACCAUGCUUUAGAAGUCUGAAUGGGAGAAAACUCUCAGCAGACAGCGGCUCCUGGCUGCAAGGUUGCUGAAAUCUCAGAUGUGGAUGUUUUUUUCUGCCAUUGGCUGCACCAGUGCUCCGUGGGCAUGGGCAAAUACUGGAUCCAUCCGCCCCACAGGUCUACGUACUGUAGUUCUCAUGUAGUGCAGAAAUAUCGAGGCAUGUGGCUUUCUUAAGGUACACUAUGUGUGCUUGCCUGGAUUACAAUACAAUACGAGACUGUCUUUUUUAUUGCUUAUUACUAGCUUACAAUAACCUGUAUAAGUAAUAUAACUCGCAUCUUUGUCAUCAAAACCUUUUCUCCCCACCCCUUUAUUUAUCAAGCAUAAUAUUACAUAUUAAGGGACAGAAGAAUAGACGUUUGUAGAAUACAGCAGGAUGUUGCUAACAAUGUUUUAAAUGGGAAGUAAAAAAGCGCUCUGACAAAUGCCAUCCAUGAGAAAUGACUUUGUUGGCACCGUGUUCAUGCGCAUGUAUUUUUUUCUAUUUUUUCGCUUUUGUCAUGUUACAUUCAUAUCUGUAUUUAUAUCUUAUUUGUUUCACUUUUGAGUGUAUCAUGGCAAUUGUACAGAUGGUUUUUGUUAACAUUUAUGUGAUAGAAUUUGCUAAAAAAAAAAAAAAAAUUAAACCCUUUUGAGUUUGCCCUAGAAUAAAUGGAAAUUGG
Molecule: messenger RNA, 9150 nt
Organism: Cuculus canorus (common cuckoo)
Lineage: Eukaryota; Metazoa; Chordata; Aves; Cuculiformes; Cuculidae
Gene: CLASP1
Product: cytoplasmic linker associated protein 1
Exons: 42
Coding region: 281-5110 (1609 amino acids)
Biological process (GO): mitotic spindle assembly
Cellular component (GO): mitotic spindle; cytoplasmic microtubule; spindle microtubule
Molecular function (GO): microtubule binding; kinetochore binding
Source: RefSeq, a predicted model, not a curated record